AUGAAGUUCUUCGGUAUCGAAUCCGCCGCUCUCGCCCUUGGGCUCGCCGGUCUGGCCCAGGCUCACAUGGAGAUGACCAACCCUCCCCCCUUCAAGUCCAAGGCCAACCCUCACGCCAACGGAGACGUCGACUACAGCAUGACUGCUCCUCUCGAGGCCGGCGGCGGCAACUUCCCUUGCAAGGGCUACCACUCCCUCUUCGGCACCCCAGCUGGCGCUUCUGUUGCUGACUGGAAGGCCGGCGGCUCUUACAGCAUGACCAUCACCGGUGGUGCCAACCACGGUGGCGGCAGCUGCCAGGCCUCUCUGUCCUUCGACAAGGGUGAGACCUGGAAGGUCAUCCACUCGUACAUCGGCAACUGCCCCGGAGCUGGCACUACCAGCUACGACUUCAAGGUCCCCGCCGACACCCCCUCGGGUGAGGCCAUCUUCGCCUGGACUUGGUUCAACCAGAUCGGUAACCGCGAGAUGUACAUGAACUGCGCCGCCGUCACCAUCGGCGGAGGAUCCAAGAAGCGCGCCUCUGCCCUCAGCAGCCGCCCUUCCAUGUUCGUCGCCAACGUCAACAACGGUUGCAGCACUGAGGAGGGUUCCGAUCUUGAGUUCCCCGACCCUGGUCCGGAUACCUCCAACGACUCGUCCAAGACUGCUCCUCCCAAGGGUAGCUGCGCCUCCGGCUCCGGCUCCGGCUCCGGUGGUGGCUCUUCUGGCGGCGACAGCGGUGCCACUCCUAGCUCCCCUGCUGGCGGCGACAACAGCUCCGGUGCCCCCAGCUCUGCUGCUCCCGUUUCCGCUCCUACCCAGACCCAGUCCGCCGCUGAGCCUUCUCAACCUGCUGCUGAGCCUACUCAGUCCGCUGGCGAGUCUUCUGCCCCUGCCGGUGGUGCUCCCUCUCAAGUUCCCGGAGGUGUCUUCAUCACCGUCUCCUCUCCCGCCGAGGGCACCGAGGCUCCCGUUGCUGCUCCCACUGACACCAUGAUGACUCUCACCAAGUCCGCUCCCGGAACUGGUAACGAGCCCGUGCCCACCAGCGUUGUCCAGCCCGAGCCCGUGCCUACCACCCCUGCCGGUACCCCCGAGGCCGCUCCCACAGCUCCCGCUACUCCUGGUUCCGGCUCUGGUGACGGUGGCUCCGACUCUGGCUCCGGCGAUGGUCAGGCUCACACUGCCGGAACUGCCUGUACCUCGGAGGGUGAGUGGAACUGCAUUGGUGGCUCCAAGUACCAGCGCUGCGCCUCUGGCCGAUGGUCUGUCGUCCAGUCUAUGGCCUCUGGCACUACCUGCUCUGGCAGCAAGGCCAUGGCUUUCGCUUGGGGCUUUGGCCGCAAGCUUGCUCUCCGUGCCCGCCGGGCGUAA
Messenger RNA from Fusarium keratoplasticum, 1356 nucleotides. RefSeq lists its product as uncharacterized. Lineage: Eukaryota; Fungi; Ascomycota; Sordariomycetes; Hypocreales; Nectriaceae. The coding region runs from base 1 to 1356 and encodes 451 amino acids. The transcript has 2 exons. The record is from RefSeq and is a predicted model, not a curated record.